Molecule: messenger RNA, 1740 nt
Organism: Gossypium arboreum
Lineage: Eukaryota; Viridiplantae; Streptophyta; Magnoliopsida; Malvales; Malvaceae
Product: enoyl-[acyl-carrier-protein] reductase [NADH], chloroplastic-like
Exons: 14
Coding region: 261-1574 (437 amino acids)
Biological process (GO): fatty acid biosynthetic process
Molecular function (GO): enoyl-[acyl-carrier-protein] reductase (NADH) activity
Source: RefSeq, a predicted model, not a curated record
GAAAGAAGGGCAUAAUAGUAAUUUGAGUAAGGAUCCAAAACCAAACUGAGGUCGACAUUUCCAAAGCUCCCGUCGUUGCUUCCCAACUGUUGGAAACCAAAACUCCAUCAACCACUUCGGUUUCAUCGAAACCCCCAAAACAUAACCCCACUUCCCUCCUCUUUUCUUUAUAUUCUCAUCACCUCACUGCUCUUUCCGUACAAUCCCCACAUUCAUAACCCAAUCUUCCUCCUCCUUUGCUUCGAGCAUUACACCACACAAUGGCCAAGCCAACCAGAGAUUUGGGUGUUGGAGACAAUUUAUUUACCAAGAAAAAGUUUUUGUCAUCUUAUUACAUUCCCACAGAGGAGAUAACUGUAUUGACUUUGGGUGAUUCAAGUAAGAUAAAAGAAGAAAAUAUGGGAACCGCAGCAACUCCUGGCCCUUACAUGACCAACAUUAAACCUUGUAUUUCUUCUUCUCGUAAAAUUGUUGUCUCGACCAUGGUGAACAUCAUCGCUCAGCAUAAAGAGGCAUCAUGGUCAGGGCUUGCAAGUGCCUCUCACAUCUCGUCAAGGCAGCCGUUCCUCCAUAGGAUCACUUCAAAGCCUGUCAAGUUUGAAAAGUUUGUUACAAGAGCCAUGUCUGAACAAAGUGACAACAAGCCUUUGUCUGGACUUCCUAUUGAUUUGAGAGGUAAAAGAGCAUUUAUAGCUGGUGUUGCUGAUGACAAUGGGUAUGGUUGGGCAAUAGCAAAAUCUCUUGCUGCUGCUGGAGCUGAAAUUCUUGUUGGAACAUGGGUGCCUGCACUCAACAUAUUCGAAAGCAGUCUAAGACGUGGGAAAUUUGAUGAAUCACGCAUAUUGCCAGAUGGGUCAUUAAUGGAGAUCACCAAAGUUUAUCCCAUGGAUGCUGUUUAUGACUCUCCCGAGGAUGUACCUGUAGAUGUGGAAACAAACAAACGUUACGCCGGGUCUUCAAACUGGACAGUUCAGGAGCUUGUUGAAUGUGUGAAAAAGGAUUUUGGCAGCAUUGACAUUCUUGUUCACUCCCUUGCAAAUGGACCAGAGGUAAGCAAACCUCUUUUAGAGACAUCAAGAAAUGGAUAUCUUGCUGCCCUAUCUGCAUCAAGUUACUCCUAUAUUUCUCUACUCAAGCAUUUCCUUCCAAUAAUGAAUCCGGGAGGUGCUUCUAUUUCUCUAACAUACAUUGCUUCUGAAAGAAUAAUCCCAGGAUAUGGUGGAGGCAUGAGUUCAGCAAAGGCUGCUUUGGAGAGUGAUACUCGUGUACUGGCUUUUGAAGCUGGAAGAAAACACAAAGUCAGAGUCAACACGAUUUCUGCCGGCCCGUUGAGGAGUAGAGCUGCAAAGGCAAUUGGAUUUAUUGACAUGAUGAUCGAUUACUCCCUGGCUAAUGCACCCCUAAAGAAAGAACUGUCAGCAGAGGAGGUGGGAAAUGCUGCUGCCUUUCUGGCUUCGCCAUUGUCUUCAGCUAUCACGGGGGCUGUUGUGUAUGUAGACAAUGGCCUAAAUGCAAUGGGAGUCGGAGUUGACAGUCCAAUAUUUGAGAACCUUGACAUUCCGAAAGACAACUGAGUCUACAAAUGGUCUUCACAAUUUUAUUUAGCUUAAAAUAAAUGUUGUUUCGGUCAAUGCAUUUACAAUGACCACAUUCUGGAAUACAAACAGAUACUGUAAUAACAUUUAUACUUUAACGGUCUAGUUUAUUUUCUACAUUGAAUUCAUGGUUUUGUUAAGUUAA